Cuscuta campestris is the source of this 1816-nucleotide messenger RNA. NCBI's taxonomy places the organism in Eukaryota, Viridiplantae, Streptophyta, Magnoliopsida, Solanales, Convolvulaceae. The record is from the annotation of a GenBank genome assembly.
CACGCUUACUUUUUCGGAGGGCGGAUAAAAGCCAGUAAAAUACCCGCCGGAGGAUGAGAAGAAGAAGAAGAAGAAGAAGAAAGAGAGCAGCGGUGGAAAAACAUCUGGAAGAAGAAAAGAUGAAUCUGAGCGUGAACACCGCCGUGGAAUCGGUGUUGUCUCAAAUCCAAAGCUUAUCAAACGGUUCCCCAGACAACAUCUCUCAGCUUCACGCCUUCCUGAAACAGUCCGAUGAGCUCCUCCACUCCGAGUCGACUCGCUUGCUUCCCCUGCUCGCCCAACUCAACCCUUCUCUCCACUCUUUGGGCUAUCUCUAUCUCCUGGAUGCAUCCAUGUCUGCCCCCAUUCCGACGGAGCAGGCCCGUGGACUAGUUGUGUGUGUCGCCACAUUUAUUUGUGAAUGUGCUGCAGAUCAAAUCCAUUUGGCACCUGAGAAAUUCAUAUCUGUCUGUAAAAGAUUCAAGGAGCAAGUUCUGAUACUAAGAGCUCCUCUACAAGGUGUGUGUCCCAUGCUGACAGCCAUUCAGAAACUACGGCUCUCUUCUGAGCAACUAACACCCUUGCAUCCCGAAUUUCUUCUUCUGUGCUUACUGGCAAAGUGCUAUCAGACUGGUUUUUCUUUUUUGGACGAUGACAUCUUUGAGGUCGAUCAGCCGAAGGACUUUUUCCUCUAUUGCUACUAUGGGGGCAUGAUUUGCAUUGGACAGAAGGAAUUUCGUAAAGCCUUGGAGCUUUUUCAUAAUGUAGUAACAGCACCAAUGUCCACUUUAAAUGCAAUAGCAGUUGAGGCAUACAAGAAGUACAUACUAGUUUCACUAGUUCAGAAUGGACAGUUCUCUACCAGCUUCCCAAAAUAUACAUCUUCUGUAGCUCAAAGGAAUCUUAAGAACCACUCUCAGCCCUACCUGGAGUUGGCAAACAGUUAUAGCCUUGGGAAAAUCUCUGAGCUUGAGAUAUGUGUACAGACAAACAAAGACAAGUAUGAAAAUGAUAAUAAUCUCGGAUUGGUGCAACAAGUGGUGGCAUCUAUUCAUAAACGCAAUAUUCAGAGAUUGACUCAAACGUAUCUCACCCUUUCACUUCAAGAUAUUGCUAAUGCUGUCCAGCUAAGGAAUCCCAAGGAGGCAGAAAUGCAUGUCCUACAAAUGAUUGAAGACGGUGAAAUUUAUGCUACUAUAAAUCAGAAAGAUGGAAUGGUUAGAUUUCUUGAGGAUCCUGAGCAAUAUAAGACCUGUGAAAUGAUUGAGCACAUAGAUUCAUCGAUACAGAGGAUGAUGACGCUGUCAAAAAAGCUAACAUCUAUGGAUGAACAUAUGUCAUGCGACCUUUCCUACCUUGCCAAGGUUGGUAGAGAUAGACAGAGAUUCGAUUUUGAUGAUAUGGAUGGGGUUCCUCACAAGUUCAACAUAUGAAAAAACCAAAGCCAGGGUCAGUUGGUUAAGCUUGAAGCAGGAAUAGUCACUGCAAGUCUGUCUGUCUUAUCACCUACCUACUUGGCAUAUAAUCGCAUUGAACAUACAUCUCUUGAGACUAAAAUGUCAAAAGUGUCUUCCUCUUUCAUUUUGCACUUUGCAUCGGAUUCAUGUGCAAGUAACAGAUCACAUCUUAGAACACAUGUAGCACUUCCCUAUUACCUUAAUGUGCUCCCUGCUAUCUAUCAAAAUGGAGAAAAAAGGUACCGUUGUUUCUCAACAAACUAUCUAUCUUUUCUUUUUUUGAGUUAAUGUAGUAGUAUAACACUAGAUUUUAUUAGAAGAAGUGAGUUCUAUUGUUUUAAUAUGCGUGAAACGUUGGAUCUGUGGAAUGGGACUUGUCU